Messenger RNA from Cryptococcus deneoformans JEC21, 3289 nucleotides. RefSeq lists its product as hypothetical. The record is from RefSeq and is a predicted model, not a curated record. The transcript is spliced from 4 exons. Lineage: Eukaryota; Fungi; Basidiomycota; Tremellomycetes; Tremellales; Cryptococcaceae. Bases 320 to 1141 code for a protein of 273 amino acids. Gene Ontology annotation, biological process: nuclear pore organization; protein import into nucleus. Gene Ontology annotation, molecular function: structural constituent of nuclear pore. Gene Ontology annotation, cellular component: nuclear pore transmembrane ring.
CCAAACCAUCUAAACCAAAAGCUAUUAUUUUGUUGGGACGGCAGCGUUAGUAGGAGGGAACUGGUAUUGGAAUUGGUUCUAUGCGCUCAGAAGAUGGUAUGAGCCACCUCAUAUCGAAGGUGUACAUAAGAUCCGUCUUCUUCCUUACAGUACCGCAACUCUUAAUCCGUUAUCUCUCACAUAUUGUAUACCGCCGGACGUCCCUCAGCCUUUAUACAUUCCUGUCAUCUUCAACAAUUCAAUUCUCGAACAGGUUUCAUAUAAAAUACGAUCUCUCGAUACCGGCCAUACCAUUGUUGAGAAAGUAUACGGGAGUUCAAUGAAGCGGUCGCCCACUCGUCCUCCGAGAUUACGCAUUACAGAUGGAGACGAUGAUGAGGAUGGAGGGCUCGAGCUAGAGCCCGAGAUCGACCCUCUUUCGGCACUUGUCCUUCAGUCCGGUGGAAGAGUUGUUGGUCACCCCAAGGAUAUUGACCCCUCUACUCUUCCUUCUGUCAAACCACACGAUUCUAUGUCUCUCGUCUCUCGCAAUCUCGCUCCAUCAGAAAACAUCCUCUUCCUUACUGUUAGCAAACCUAGCGUCAUCACUCUUUCAAAUGUCAUGGACAAGAAGGGUGAUAAAUUUCACAUCACUCCCAGGCGUGAAGCCGUCAUCAUUGAGUGCCCCACUGGUGGUAAAUUUGUUGAAGAGCACAGGGGCAAAGUAGUCCACAAACCCGAGAAACCCAAGUCUGCUGAGCUUCGAUGUGUAGGAGAUGAAGAGAUGGUGUACUUUCAAGCUCGUGGUGUUUCCCCUCUCAGGGUUGGAUGGGAAAAGAAAAGCAAAGACAAGUCUGAGAAUGGGUUUAUUGAAGCCGCCCUCAAGUUCGCGGGUCAAGCGCCUUUCGAACUCGGAUACCGUCACACGUCUGGUGGACGUACUUCCAGGCAUGUCCUUAAGAGUGUUCAGGAGAUUGGUAUCCUUCAUCUCUCUACAGAACCUGGAUCUCAUCUGUACGACUUUUUGUCUCUUGCCGAUGGUAUCCCAAGACGGAUGUGUCCAUCACUCUGGAGCAUGAGGUGUUUGGCCGACCGUUUACGGGGUCCACAGUCAUUGUCGUAUCGUCCUGCUGUCCAAGCUUUUCUCCUCGCGUCAAGAUGAAUUGGAUGAAAUCGUCCCUCUGUUUCUUGCCGAGUUUGAUGCCACGCCCAGUCUCCGGCCAACUGCAACAAAAAUGGUGUUUGACACACCGUUGGCACUUGAAUUGGUAAACGCUAUCGCACUACAAGAAACAUUCUCAGUCAGCGAAUGGUGCAAAAUGGACGAAAGGACUAAAUACAUACAGGCUUCCUAGCCUCGCGGCAACCGUGGCAAGAAAUAGCCAGACGGACCUUGGGUCCGGUAGAACGGAGAAACGCAUCUUUAAUGGAACCUUUCUUGGCAAGGGUUUUGAAGGGUGUCUUGGAAGGAGUCUUGCAGGCCUGAGGACUGCUAGACUUUUUCCUGGGCUUACUGGGCGUUUUGGGAGUCUUGGAAAUGACUGGGCUGGAGGGAACGGUCAAGUGAGUCUGAGGAGCUGGGGUGGCGGGGACGACCGAGGGCAUAGUAAUGUCGGCCAGGGAUAUGUCUGAGGAAACAGAAUAAGCACUGUGCAUCAAAAAGGUUGAAUGACUUACUGAAAUCCCACCCGAUAAACUCAUCCAUCUUCUCCAGGCUGACCAGUUCCUGAGGCUCAUUGGUGUUGAUAUUACCGUCGUUGGCCGGUAGUUGGCAGUCAACUUGCUCGGAAACAAUCUGUUCAACAGGAAUAACGGAUUGUGCAUUCUGGAAAGAGGAGCAAAUAAAGUUCCAGAGAUAUUCGCCUUGCAAUCCUGAGGUUCAGUCAGUAUCAAGCUGCAAAGCAAGAAAUACGCCUGGCUUACCAACAGACUGGCCAAUUUGGAACAGUUGCUGGAUGUCAACCUGACCAGCAGUGUUGACGUUGGUCUGGUUGACGAGGGGAGUAGCGGAGAAGGCGUUCACGUUAGAAUCAGGAAUGGCAUUGGUAUCCUGACCAAAGUUGGAGCCUAUACUUUUGUAAAUAUGCGAUCGCCAAACAGGGCGAGAGUGUGACUUACAAGUAGACUGAGUAGAAAGGUUGUAUGGCUGAGCCUCGACCUGACCAGCAGAGUCGACGUCGUUUUCAUUGCCAAGCAAAUUAAUAGAGUAGGUGUUGAAACCAAAGCCAUCACCGACCUGAGCAUUCAGGCCAAGGUUGAACUCGGUCUGGGGCUCGGUGGCAAGAGCUUCGUUAGUGGAGGAGAUGGACCAGGGCUGGAUGUUGAACUCAGUGUCUGUGUGAAGACAGAUGUCAGUGAGAAAUGAAAGUGGAAGAAGGUGUUGACGAAAGAGAGAUGACUCACUUUGAACCUGAGCAGGGACGAAGAAGACGUCGGAGGGAGCGGCCGUGCUAUCCGGAGCUACGGUGACAGUGGAAAAGAAGAAGGAGCUAAGGUCUUCCGUGGAGUUAGACAUUAUGUGAGAAUAAUAGGUUAACUAGGGCUGUGAGAGCUGUAAGAGGUAUAAGAAGGUCGAGAGCUGUGAAAAGCGUAAAGGUUGGGAAUGGAAGAAGAGAGUCUGAAGAACAAUUUUACAACCUGGGUGGGCGUUUCUUAUACUGUUUCUGGGCAGCAGAAAGCAGUGGGCAGUCUUGUGACGGUCUGCAGCGUUAGUUGGGAGGCGAUGCCAACAGUAGCUGGGAGUAUGGCUUGGUGUGACUUUUACCAUCAACUUCUCCCUGCGACGUUAUCCGCCAUCGCUCUCUAUAUCGUCAGCUAUUCCUCCAAACUUCCUCAUGAUGGGUAUCUACAGAAUCCUCUCUUCCGUGGUUAUCCGCCUGCGGUAGCAUAAGCAUUUCAUAAUGCGUAUUUUCAAAGAUGCAAGACACUGAACAAGGAAGAGUUCGAAAGUGAAAAGGGUCGGUGUGAUUUCUCACGCGCGAAGGCAUCAAACCCAAACACCGCCGUGUGCGAGAAUGGAAGUUGGGCAUGAUAUAGCGGGUGUGCUGGAAUCUUGAUCAGGCAAGAAGGAGGGGGGCCUCGGCGAUGGUGAGAAAUAUGCUGAUGGAGAUGCUGCGGCGAUGGCCGGGGAUUAGGAGGGCAGGGAGAUCGAGGGCAGGUGACAGAGAGUAGCCGAGAUACGAGAAGUGAGUGAAGCCGUAAAAGACUCAUAGAAGUCGAACAUCGACGCUGCUUGCAGAAGCUGGUGUGAUUUUGAGCUGCGACGAUCAUGUCUAGGAGACGGAUAACAACGCCUGUUGGCGAGAUGAUC